AUGAUCAACACUUACCAGACCAGCAUGCCUCCGCCACCUAUUCCCCCACGGCUAGGCUCUGUCAUGUCGGCACCAGGACCAGGCCACAGCAAGCCUCUUCUCAGGUUUCUCAUUGGCAUGAUAGUGCUUCAAAUGGUUCUGCUACUGGGGGGAUUCGCCUACCUGUACCACACGGACAACAAGUAUCACAAGGACCUUGACAGCAAGUACCUGGAUGAUAUGAUCAUCCUGAAGAGACUUGAAGAGUGUGAGAAAGACAUCCAGUCAGUGCUGGACUGUAAGAAGCUUGUGGAGAAAUACAAAAGCAUCCUGGCAAAGGUCUCACAAGAGGAAGGAAGAGCUGCUAAACUCACUGGGGAUGGGCCCUCGUAUGGAGCCAUGGCACGCAUGAUAGUAAAGCAACCCGUUUCUGGUACACCCCCAACAAAGUAUCUGGAGUGGAACAUAGGGCACUCAGUGCGGAAGAACGUCCAAUACUACAUGUCCAGCUGGCUGAAGGUGCUGCAGCCUGGAGACUACAACAUCUACUCCCAGGUGGCUUUCUCCAAAUGGCACCCCAAAACCCCUCUGGCCAGCCGGGUGAAGCUGAGGAAGGGGGAGACGGGAGAGGAGAAAGACCUGAUGACAGCCUACUGCAGCCUGGGGGACCAGGACCAUACAGACGUGUGUACAGCUUUCCAGGGAGGAGUGUUCCGUCUGGAGCCAGACGAUCAGCUUAGUGUGUGGGUGACGGACCCCAGCCUAGUCAACUAUGAGGAGGGGACUACCACCUUUGGAUUGUACAAGCUGUAGGCUGGUCAUCACAAUGGACAUUGCCUACAGUAUGGAGAUGAUGGACUACGUGACUUUGGAUUGGGCCUGUUUUUGGAGCGAUGAAUGGAAUCCAGGCCAUGUGAGUGGGACAGGACUGAAUACAAAUCUCCUAAAUGGAUCUAAACAUGGACUAGACCAGUGGUUGCCAAACUUUCUAUAGUCCCAUACCGCUUCAAACAUUCAACCUCCAGCUGCGGACCCCCUCUAGCACCAGGGUCAGCGGACUCUCAAAUGUUGUUUUUUGCGUUUGUUGCCAUCGUUCUAAGCCUGCCACACACACACUAUACGAUACAUUUAUUAAACAUAAGAAUUAGUGUGAGUUUUUGUCACAACCCAGCUCAUGGGAAGUAACACAAAGCUCUUAUAGGACCAGAGCAUAAAUAAUAAUAAUCAAUCAUUUUGCUCUUUAUUUAACCAUCUUACAUAUAAAACCGUAUUUGUUCAUCGGAAAUUGUGAAUAACUCACC
Messenger RNA from Oncorhynchus gorbuscha (pink salmon), 1280 nucleotides. Its product is annotated as CD40 ligand-like. NCBI's taxonomy places the organism in Eukaryota, Metazoa, Chordata, Actinopteri, Salmoniformes, Salmonidae. Gene Ontology annotation, biological process: immune response. The record is from RefSeq and is a predicted model, not a curated record. Gene Ontology annotation, molecular function: tumor necrosis factor receptor binding. Gene Ontology annotation, cellular component: membrane.